AUGCCUAUGUACGUUGAAAGAGUCGUGGUUAAUAUUGCAUCUUCAGGAAUUCAUUAUGGAGCCACCAUACUUAGGAGUGUGCCAUUUACGAUAAAUUGGAAUGAGCUGAAAUGUCAGAAGCGGCUUGCCGCCGCUGUUCUGGGAUGUGGUCGGAAGAAAAUCUGGCUGGAUCCGAAUGAGAACUCGACCAUCGCGUCGGCUAAUUCUAGAAAGCUUAUUCGCAAGCUGUACAAGGAUAAUUUGAUAAUAAGGAAACCCGUGACUGUGCAUUCACGCUCACGUGCAAGACGUCAGCUCAUCGCUCGGCGCCUUGGUCGACACAUGGGCGUGGGGAAGAGGAGAGGAACGGCCGACGCACGUAUGCCUCAGAAGGUGCUUUGGAUGCGCAGGAUGCGCGUCCUGCGUCGCCUUCUGAAGCGUUAUAGGGCCUCUCACAAGAUUGAUAAGCACUUGUACCACCACUUGUACCAACAGUGCAAGGGUAAUAUAUUUAAGAACAAGCGCAUCCUUAUCGACCACAUUCAUAAGAAGAAGUCGGAGCGUCUUCGAGCCAAGCAGUUGAGUGAUCAGGCAGAGGCGAUGCGUCAACGCAAGCGCGAGGCGAAGGUUCGCCGAGAGGAGCGUCUUGUGGAGCGCAGGAAGAAGAUGUUGUUGGGUGUUGUUGCUGCGGCUGCGACCCAACCGAGUGCGAAGGCGGUUAAGGAGAUGGCGAAGGUUGAGGUGCCAAAGGUAGCUGCUUCGUCGAAGAAGUCAGAGGCGCCGAAGACUGAGGCCAAGAAGGUGGAGGUGUCGAGUGCCGAGGCUAAGAAGGCUGAACCACCGAAGCCUGAGUCUAAGAAGGCGACAGCGACGGCGUCGGCGUCGGCGAAGGGGUCGAAGGUGGAUGGCAAGAAGGUGGAAGCACCUAAGACUGAGGCGAAGAAGACGGAGUCGAAGACUGGUCCUACAUCUAAGGCUGAGGCAUCGAAGCUAGGUAAAGGAGCACCUGGAGCUAAAACAUCGAAAACUCCUGCUCCUCCCCCCAAAGUGCCGACUGCUCAAACUGCUACAAGGCCUAAGUCGUCGAAGAAACGGAGUGGUCCUUCGGCCGCCGCUUCACUUCAAGAAGAUGGAUUUGUUUCAAUUACCAAAGCCUAA
Molecule: messenger RNA, 1137 nt
Organism: Echinococcus granulosus
Lineage: Eukaryota; Metazoa; Platyhelminthes; Cestoda; Cyclophyllidea; Taeniidae
Product: 60S ribosomal protein L19
Exons: 5
Coding region: 1-1137 (378 amino acids)
Biological process (GO): translation
Cellular component (GO): ribosome; cytosolic large ribosomal subunit
Molecular function (GO): RNA binding; structural constituent of ribosome
Source: RefSeq, a predicted model, not a curated record